CAUGUUGUUAAUCUCCACUCUCCGGAGUUUCCAGCUGCUGUCGGUGUCCUCGGACACAGUGGUCAGUGUUUGAAAGAGAGUUACAGCUUUUUUUUGGUAUUAUCUGGAACACACCUGAACUUUAAGGCACAGUAGAAGUUACUGUACAACAAGGGCUGACGUCGGGAGAGGUGAAGAUGGUGGACCGGCUUGCUAACAGCGAGGCCAACUCCAAGCGGAUCGCAUUGGUGGAGAGCUGCUUCGGUGCCGCGGGCCAGCCUCUAGCCAUCCCGGGCCGCGUGCUGAUCGGAGAGGGCGUCCUCACCAAGCUCUGCCGAAAAAAGCCGAAAGCGCGUCAGUUCUUCCUCUUCAACGACAUCCUGGUUUACGGCAACAUCGUCAUCCAGAAGAAGAAGUACAACAAGCAGCACAUCAUCCCGCUGGAGAGCGUCACCAUCGACACGGUGCCGGACGAGGGCGAGCUGCGCAACGGCUGGCUGAUCAAGACGCCCACCAAGUCGUUCGCCGUCUACGCUGCCACUUCCACGGAAAAAUCCGAAUGGAUGAACCACAUCAGCAAGUGCGUGCGGGAGUUGCUGCAGAAGAGCGGCAAGGCCCCGACGGGCGAGCACGCCGCCGUCUGGGUGCCCGACUCCGAGGCGACCGUGUGCAUGCGCUGCCACAAAGUGAAGUUCACCCCGGUCAGCCGCCGCCACCACUGCAGGAAGUGUGGCUUCGUGGUCUGCGGUCCGUGCUCGGAGAAGAAAUUCCUCCUGCCCAGCCAGUCGUCCAAACCCGUCCGUGUGUGCGAGCACUGCUACUCGCUGCUGAUGUCCGCGGGCCUCGGGCCGCGCUCAGAUUCCAUCACGCUGCCGGGCUCAAACUUCAACAACAACACCCUGUCGGACGACGAGGACGAAGACGACAGCAGUGACUGAGAAACGCCCUCGUUUCUCCAGGACCUGUCCCCGUCCCCGCACCGAGGAGAAAACACUCUUCCCUCGUACCAUUACGUCAUUACUUUGCUUCUUUUCUCUCGCUGAUUGAAUCAUGAUCCACUGUGAGAAGAAUUUAAUCUGAGGAUUAAUGCAGUAUUUCACUUUGGAGUUUAAGUCUUUCGAUGAACCUAAUUAAUGUUUUCUUCCACUGUUUCUAAUAUAGACACUUUCCUGAGAACAGUAACUCAUCAGUAUAAUGUGGAGUUAGGUGGAUGACCAGCAGAACUCUGGGUUAGGUCUGUUUCUCACAGACUGCUCAGUUCUACUCUCAUACCUCUUCAUUAGGCUGCAAAUAUUCACUACAAAAAAACAAACAAAGGUGCUAAUGAGACUUUUAACCUGCACUGUCCUCCUUUGUUUUGUUUUUUUCUUAAUGGUUUCUUUCUUUUUUUGUAGUAAAUAAGGCGAUAAUUUAAGUUUAUAUUUUUCCAUCUAUUACCUGUACAUAUGUUACACCAAGCAGGGUUCUAUUAUAACAGAUUGUCAUUUUUCCCCCUAUUUUUGUACACUUGUCCUUAAAAGAAAACAAAAAUCCUUUUAUAUUAGUGACAAAAUGUAGAUAUUACGCUAAACCUAUAGAUUUUCUGAACCUAAUGCAGUUGCUUAUGACAAAUCAGCUGAAGCUCAUCUAAGUGAGCCUUUAUUUUCUUUUAACACAUUUUUUUCUAUUGUCAGCAGUUAUUCCAAAAAACUAACUCUAUUCUCAGCCUAUACUGUCAUGUAGUGCCUUCUAGACAACUGAACUAUGCUUUUAGGAAGGAAGAGGUUGUUUGUAACCUAACCAGGCUGCAAAAAAAAAAAAAAAACAUGGACUUCAUAGGUUGACUCAGAAACACAGAAGGCAGGUUCCUGACCAGCAGGCACAAUAAAAAGGUUAAGUUUGGCCUCGGAGAUGCUUGAAACACUCAGGAAAUCUUAAAAGGCAGAUUUGACCGUGAGGGUUUAUUUUGCCUCGUCCAAACCAGUGCAAGAAUAGAAAGCAGCGCUGGUCCCAGAGCAGCUGACAUACUGCCUCAUGAACCAGUUCAGCUUAGUUCAUGAGAUGGAAUAGAAACACAAAUGCAACUUUAAACAUGCAAAGAAGCCAUAUAAAUGUCUCAUAUCAACACAGCAUUUACCCCGCCCCACUAAAUAACUAAAUAAAUAACAGGAAAAACGUACUAAUAGAGAAGACAAUAACUGAGAAAUAUUGUUCAUUUUAUAACCCCUGAGGUGUACAGCUGCCUCGCUGUGCUCGUUUGAUUAUACGUCCAGUGUUGCAUGGAUUUGUUGUUAACGAACUUUUCAGUUAAACCCACUUAAGAAUUUCUGGAUUUACUCAAAAACUAAUUAUGAAGUGGAUGCUUGUUGUUUUGAUUUGUUUAAAGUUUUUUUUUCUAAUUUAAACAGAAACAGUGAUGGGCCAUAGAUAAAAUAAGGUCUUUAAAAUUUUUUAAAAAAAGUAGAGGUUCCCUUGUGAAUAAUUGAAAUGCAAUAAUCAGAAAGUGUUGGAGCCUGUUUUGUUUUUGUUUAUGCUCACGUAUUUCUGUGUUAAACUGUGUGUUUGUAACUCCAUGUUCAGCUGAGGUGGUUUUUCUGGAAUGAGAGUCAGGAAAUUCACGCGGCGUCUUCCUGCCGGUUACUCCUCCCUCCGCUUGCUCUGAGGUCAGAUGGCCACAAGCUGAGUCAUAAAACAAACACGCCUCCCUCUGAGAGUGAGCGAUGCCAUCCUUCCUUCCUUUCUCUUGCACCACCAUGACUUAAAAAAACCGUCUCUGGGAUCACAUGACGCCGAGCGUGACGCGAGUCAUGUGAUCCGUCACCGAAGCAGAAACUGAAAAGGCCUGUGGCUGGACUGGAACCAAGCCACCUGUCACCACCAGCAGCAAGUUAUGUUCUGUCUGUGUCUGUUUUAGUGAUUUCUCUGAAGAGUUUCAUUUCUUUAACCAGCAGCCCCUCCUAUUAGAGGUUUUUCCAGUUUUACUUGUUUCCUAAUAACUCAAUUUUCACAGCUCUUGUUUUAAAGGGAACAACUUUAUUGUUAAGUAAAUGCAAACAUAGAUGUCAAACACAAGAAACUUUAUCUUUAAAUCUCAAAUGAAGCAGAUCCUUUCAUGUGAAGUUUCUGUUUGGACUGAAGAGAAAUUUCAGCAUUACUUACACAACCUCAACCAUGAAACUUUUAUCAGCGGGAAUGUUUUUUUAAAGCUGGAAAAACAUUAAAAAUGUAGUUUUUUUUUUUUAAAGAAUCAAAAGGUGACACUCUCAGCUUGAUCUGGACAAACAAUCAGGGUUUGAUGCAGCACAACGUUUUGAUGAUGCAAGCUCAGAUGAAUAAUAGAUCUAAAUGUUCUUUUUCUGAAAAGUGAACCCGACAGUUAACCUUGUAUUCCGCGCUUUUGUCAUAUUUGCUUUAAUUUAAGCAGAGCUGCCGUGUACUGGAAUGAAACUCCUCAACAGUCGCACAAAAGUAAUUGGAUUUCUCUGAACACAUUUCAGAGACACAAUGUUUCUGAGGGAAAAAACGAGUUUUGUUGCCUGUACAAGUAAAUUUCACAAGCAUCUUCGGAUGAUAAUUUAACUUUUAUUUUAUUUUUUGUAAAUAACAAAUCUGUUUUUUCUCUAUUUUUACAGUGUUGGCAUUUAGUAGUGCCUCAUUUGAACUGCAGCUUUCAAAAAGCACUAUAGAAUGGAAGAAAGGGAUUUUCUUGUUCAGACUUUAGAUUUUUUUAAUGUAUUGUUCAUGUUGCUACAGUAAGGGCAGUGUCUGUGAGUAGAGGAAUUAUCAGUUAUUGAUCAUUAACUAGCUGACCUUUAUAGUUACUGUGGCUGAGGUCCAGAAGCACAAAGUGGGGCCUCUGGUUUCCUGUGGAUUGCACCUCAAAGUGAACAUGUGGACUGCUACCACAUACUGUCAGCGCCACAGUGACUCUGUGUUGUUUUAAUCCUGAUGAUUUUCGUACGUGUGCAGAUUUUUUUUUUUUUUUUCACUUCUGCAUUGAUAACUCUGAGGUCUUCCUGUGCGCCUCUUCUCCUUCCUCCUCUCUGGAAAAUCUCAAGGGCUUUUCUUAACACGCUCUCAGCAAAAACAAAUCAGACAGGAAAGUGACUUUAUAAACCAGGCACGGCGUCAAGAGACGGCGCUGAAUUUAUCAGGCGAGAUUAAAUCACAGCCAACAGCAUCUGCGCUUCAACAGACUCUGUCCUGCAGGGAGGUCGGAGGUCAGCAGCUGACUGGAAGUCGAGGCAAAGGUGCGUCGAGUUUCUGUGUUUUUAUCCAUGUUAAGGUAUCUGAUCAGUCGGCCUCUCCUCAAGGGGAUCAUUUGAAUACAAUGCUUGGUUUUACAUAAAGGUGUGGAAACAAACGGAUGUUUUCAUCUGUGGAAAAAAAUCAGUGAAAUGUGAUACGAGAAAAUUUGGCUCAGCAGCAACGCUCAAUCAGACUUCUUCAUAUGAUCUGCACCUGAGUGAUUAAAAACAAGUCUCUUUAACUCACCCUACAUCCUCCCAAUAUUACCUCAGAUUACUUAUUAUUUUCUCCUUGCUCAAAAAUGAACACCCUGAAUGUUUUUCUUUUUUUUUAACCGCACACGGCUUUGUUUACAAUAAUGAUGCUCACAAAUCUUAUGUGUAAUUUGAUUUUCUUUAGAGGGUUUAUUUUAAAUAGCUUGGUGGUGAAAGAAGUGCAGAAAGGUAUUAAUAAACACUUCUCUUCAGCUCA
Austrofundulus limnaeus is the source of this 4677-nucleotide messenger RNA. It is a transcript of the gene plekhf2, whose product is annotated as pleckstrin homology domain containing, family F (with FYVE domain) member 2. The transcript has 2 exons. Gene Ontology annotation, cellular component: early endosome. The record is from RefSeq and is a predicted model, not a curated record. Gene Ontology annotation, biological process: endosome to lysosome transport; endosome organization. Bases 177 to 917 code for a protein of 246 amino acids. Lineage: Eukaryota; Metazoa; Chordata; Actinopteri; Cyprinodontiformes; Rivulidae. Gene Ontology annotation, molecular function: phosphatidylinositol binding; metal ion binding.